Andrographis paniculata is the source of this 1686-nucleotide messenger RNA. RefSeq names its product probable sugar phosphate/phosphate translocator At4g32390. Gene Ontology annotation, molecular function: antiporter activity. Gene Ontology annotation, cellular component: Golgi apparatus; trans-Golgi network; endosome. Lineage: Eukaryota; Viridiplantae; Streptophyta; Magnoliopsida; Lamiales; Acanthaceae. The coding region runs from base 166 to 1254 and encodes 362 amino acids. The record is from RefSeq and is a predicted model, not a curated record. The transcript has a single exon.
CCAGCACCAGCCCGUACAUCCCUCUCCCUCGCGGCGGUGCACGCCACGAGUACGACCCCUCCCCCUCUUCCUUCUUCUUCUUCUUCUUCGCCCAAGCAAAGCAAAGCACAGAUCCCGCCGCCGUACUUGCUGUACUCUCCCAUUCCCUCCUCCUCCGAAUUCCAAAUGGGCCAAGCCGGGGGAGCGCUCUCCGAUGGGGUGCUCAAGAAGAUCCUCCUCUCCUAUGCCUACGUCGCCAUCUGGAUCUUUCUCUCCUUCACCGUCAUCGUCUACAACAAGUACAUCCUCGACAAGAAGCUCUACAACUGGCCCUUCCCCAUCUCCCUCACCAUGAUCCACAUGGCCUUCUGCUCCUCCCUCGCCUUCGCCGCCGUCCGCAUCUUCCGGCUCGUCGAGCCCGCCGCCCUCACCCGCCGCGUCUACCUCUCCUCCGUCGUCCCCAUCGGCGCCCUCUACUCCCUCUCCCUCUGGCUCUCCAACUCCGCCUACAUCUACCUCUCCGUCUCCUUCAUCCAAAUGCUCAAGGCCCUCAUGCCCGUCGCUGUCUACUCCAUCGGGAUCCUCCUCGGGAAGGACAGCUACAAGGCCAACACCAUGUCCAACAUGAUGGCCAUCUCGCUCGGGGUGGCCAUCGCGGCCUACGGCGAGGCCAAGUACGACUCUUGGGGGGUCUUCCUGCAACUCGGCGCGGUCGCCUUCGAGGCCACCAGGCUGGUCAUGAUUCAGAUUUUGCUGACAUCCAAAGGGAUCAGUCUCAACCCCAUCACCUCGCUCUACUACGUGGCCCCGAGCUGCCUGGCGUUUCUCUCCAUUCCGUGGCUGCUCGUGGAGUACCCCGUCUUGAAGCAGCAGAUCGCGGGGGUUCAGUUCGAUCUCGCCAUUUUCGGGACCAACUCCCUCUGCGCCUUCGCCUUGAACCUGGCGGUGUUCUUGUUGGUGGGGAAGACUUCUGCUCUGACCAUGAACGUCGCCGGUGUGGUCAAAGAUUGGCUCUUGAUUGCGUUUUCCUGGUCCGUGAUCAAGGAUACGGUGACGCCGUUGAACUUGUUCGGGUACGGAUUGGCGUUCCUGGGCGUUGCCUAUUAUAAUCACACCAAGCUGCAAGCUCUGAAGGCUAAGGAAGCACAGAAGAAAUCAUCACAGCCUUCGGAUGAGGAGGAAUCGGGGAAGAUGUUGGAGGCAAGGGAAAGGGAAGGUGGGGAUGGAAUUGGAAUUGGAAUUGGAAUGGGGAGGAAGGGAGACGCCCAAUCGUAACUAGAGAUCAGGUCAGGUUCCCAGUCUCAAUUGGAACAAAAAUAAUUAUGAUAAUAAUAAUACUUAUAGUAACAGUAAUAAUAAAGGCCAGGAGGAAAUCUGGGUUUUGGUUGGGGUUGACAUUGGUGUACGGUGCUGGAUCUCGGGGUGCUGCGGCGAUGGGUGCAGCAGAUUCAUUUACUGCCUGCUAUCCUUGAUGUUUCUUUCUGACCGAGAUCCUCAUUUCUUGCUCGCAGCAUCACAUUAUGUAAUACUACUGUUAUCAUCAUUAGGAGUCAAAAUUAGCACUGCGCCCAUUGCAUUUGGAUCCUCCAGUUUCUUCUUCUCCCUGUUACAUUACAUUACCAUCGCAUCACACUCCUGUUUUACACGCUCCUCCUCUCUUUGUAUACAUUUAUUUAUUUGUUUAUUUCUCCUGAUCGACUGUGGGCA